GCAUUGUUCGGGCGACUCUCGGAGCGCGCACAGUCGGCUCGCAGCGCGGCACUACAGCGGCCCCGGCCCGGCCCCCGCCCGGCCCCGGCGCAGGCAGUUCAGGGAAGCCCACCAUAAUGAGAAGAGCGGGGCCAACACCCAUGUCACUGUGGAGAAGUACAGAAUAUGCAAUGGAAGAGUUGUUUAUCUGAUAUAAGCGGUAAUUGGAAACUGAAAAAUUCCUGCUCUGGAAAAAAGAUAUUCUGCUCUUCUGAAUCUAACAGAGGAAGAGACAAACAGAAACCAUCAAUUAUUGUUUCAGGUAUACCCAGAGUACCAUCUGUACCAUAAACUACAACUCAACUGUUGAAAAUCAUAACUUCCAUCAAAAUUCUAACAGCUGUGUUUCCCAGUGUCUUUUAUUUUUUUAAAGCAGGCAAGCAUCGAUUUUUUAAAAUUUAAAAAUAACACUCUUUAAUAUUCCACACUUUUUCCCAUUUAUUAACUUUAAAGCAUGGUUCAAAGAACAAUCACAUAAGACCUCUUUUAAAACUGAAAGCUAAGUAUGACUUAUCAUGGAUACCCUAUCUCACACUGGGCUCUUUGGAUGAGCAAUUUCUUAGUCCUUGGGACAAUCUGUAUGAUGGGAAAAUGUUUUUGAUAGAAUGAAUGUGAAUUUCUACACUUCCAAAUAAAGCACAUAAUAAUUUUAUGCUUAGUAAGUUCAUUUGCACUUUUGUGGUGAUUAACCUUAACUGUUAAGCCCUGGUAUUUUUGUGCUAUUUUCCUAAUGCUGUGAUGGAGACUAUAGUAACAGCCAGUAUGAAAACACAAAUCAAGCCUUGACUUAAUUUUCCGGUUCUCUUGCAGUUCCCAUUAAUUUGCCUUCUCAAAAGGCUGUAAAUUUUGUUUAAGGGUUCUCUGCUGUAAUUUCCCCUCCAAAAAAGUGCCUUUGGUAAUAAAUGGAUUUUGAGAUUUAAGAAAAAAAACUGAAAAUGUAGGAGGAAGAAUAAGAUUCCAAUAAUUCUGCUUAGGUCAUGUUCUGUCCAUGUCUAGUGCUUCAGGGCAAAGUGAACAUUUUACAAGGUGAAUAGAAAAAAAACAUACAGCCCCUCCUAUUUAAAGGAAAAAGGAAGAGGGGCAAGAAGAGAACUGUUUAUAAAAGACUGGAUAUUGUGGAUGUAAGGCAAUAUUGGUCUCAACCUGCUUCAGGAACUGAAAUGGCCCCAUCUGUUGUUCACAGAGCCUGUCAUCUUUGAAAAAUCUAAUACACCCUACCUUAUCUGUUGGACAUAUUAAUUUUAAACGAUUUUAAGGUCCAUUUAAUUUGUAUUUGACCAUGAAUUCAGCUUCAAUUUAAACUGAUUGUUUAGUUUUUGUAAAUUAUAUUUAAAUAAGGAUUUAAAGAUGAAGAGACACUGCAUAUGCAGCCAGCAUCACAAACCUUCAAAGCAAUAUUUCUGUGGUUGCUGCUGUCAUCACCACAACAUUUUCUAGCCACCAACCCAGUCACUUAUGCUUAAAGUGUGCUGCAAUGACUUUUAGAACCUCCUAUGGCUGGUCAUUUUCUACUUAAAAUGAGGUAGGACAUUCAUGUUUUGAGUCAUUUUGUUAGGUACACUAAUUCCUAGCAGAUUAUCACCAACACUUAUCAGCCUUUGCACAUCCCUCCUUUUUUUAAAAAAAAAAAAAGACUUGAGAUUCUCCUUGACCUUCAUCUGCACUAACAUCGUCUCUGCCUGGGAAAGCUGGGCAAACAAAAAUGGGAAGGCUUACCAAGGAAAGUCCCUGGUUUCUUUUUCAGAUAUGAGAAACACUCCCUCUUCAUGCUUGUUCUCUGAGAUGCUUUAGCAGAUUAAGAUAGGACAGCAGCAGUUUUAAUUCUGAGCCCAAGAACGAGAACACAUUAGCAGUAUUCUUUUUCCAGUCUGACCGUCCUCACAUUUCUAUGCUCUACUGGCUCCAAAAUAUGAUAAAUUGUUAAGUAUAGAAUUUUUUUUAAACAAGCUUGGGGAAUGAUGUGUUUGUGGGGGCAGGCAGGGGAGCAGUAGGGAGGUAAGUAGAGGAGUAGAUAGGUAAGUGUAUGAUUGGGACAGACAGGAUGCAGACAUACCUCAACUCCUUGUGUCUGUUUAUGAUAACUACUUAUUCUAGCCUAAAGGAGUUAUUAUCAGCAAAAGAAAGCAUACAUUACAUCAGAACAGCAAACAUUCAACUAUGAAUUUGAGAAGUACCUUGAUAAGGUACUUGACUAUAUGGAAAAUGGGAUACCCCAGGCCCCACAGUCACACACACACACACACACACACACACACACACACACACACACACACACACACAGUCCUGGCACAGAAUAUCCACAGAAUUUUACAGCUGGAAGGGGCAAUGGAGGUCAUCUGAUCCAAAUGCCUCACUUUACAGAAGAAACUGAUGUCCACAGUGUGACUUGCCCCAGAGACACAGCUAUGCAGAGGUAGGGCCAGGGCCCCCUGCAUUCUUGGGCUACAGCUCACCAGUAGUUUUUCCUUAAUUAGUGCUAGGAAGAGAGGAGAACAGAAGCCCCAGAAAAAGCCUCAGUACUGUAGGUGUUAAUUUAGAUAUAAAAUCCAUUAAAAAAAGAAAGUAGAAAGGUUCAAAGUUCUUAAGUAUAAGCAAUAAAAAAGCAAAGGAUAAGGAAGCAUUGUGAAAAUCAAUACAAUUUAAUCAGGCUACAACAACAGAAGGGAGGUGAUAAAGGGAGGAAAGAGAAAAUAAAAAAUAAGUGUAUUUAAAGGUCCUCCGGCUGGCAAAUCCCACUCUCUACUUGGAAGGUGAGAGGUGCCCUGGAAAGACUGUGUACUCUGUGGUCAAAGACAUUUGGGUCUGAACCACUAACUUGACAAAUGACCUUCUAUUAGUAUCUUCCAGCUAAGCAUUUUGCACUCCUCAGACGUCCGCAGCUAGCAGGAUCCCUUUCAAAAUUCAAAGUGACUCAAUGCCUUCAAAACAACCUCCCCCAAAACUGCAGAGGAAGUCACCUAUGAAGGCUACAAGCUCCUGGUGGUACUUACCCUGCUUUAUUUUCCUUCAAACUGUGCACUGUGAUGUGACAUUAAAUUACUCAUUAAUGAUUUAUUUGCUUAUUAUCUGUCUCUUGGACUAUAAACUCCUUCAGGGUCAGUUUUACAACCAGCUUUACCUCCAGUGCCUAGGAAAGUACCGAGGUACAAUUAGUAGGUGUGUUGCUGGGACAGAAAAGGUGUUGGAUAAAUAUAUGAACAAAUUACAACCUAGAAGCUGCUUAUUUGAUACAAAAAAAAAGUGUUUCUGCAAACAGUGGGCUGUGGAGGGCCCCUUCUUCUAGAUUUUGUUUAGGAGCUGAAAACAAAUCUCAGCCACUACUUAAAGCAACCAUAUGGAAGUGACUUACAGAAACCAGUUAGGCUCAGGUUAAGUCAAGGCAGUGAACUUAACUAGAAACCAAGUUAGGCUCAGCUUAAGUCAAGGCAGUGAAAUCUGCUUUGUAUGGCAGUGUAUGUUAUAUAGGCAGACUAAGUCAGAUGCUUUUCUGCCCAUCUUCAUCUACCUCAGUUUAAUUCCCUCCCCAAUAAAAUGAGACUUUGUAUACCUGGUGAAGGAGUAUCAGGUGAGUCACCCGGGGGCAUGGAAUGGCCUUCAAGCAAAAUAUGGAAGAACACAGUGCAGUGGUUAAUGAAGGGUGGACUCCUCUGAAUUUCUCUAAUCUCUGUGCCUCAGGUGAAGGCCUGGAAGAUGCACUUACGGGGCACAAAUGGCUUAUCUUUGCCAUGCAGCAGACUGCCUUUUCCCAAGCAUGUACUUCAUUCCAAAGUUUCUGUGGGUAAACCAGUGUAUCUCCCAGAUUUUACAGAAGAGUGAUUUUUCUUUAAUUUCAAAGUUACUCCAAUGUCAACCUGUGAAGCUAGCCUAGGGCUUAUAAUUCUCCUCAGCAGUAGCAAACAUUUACUGAGCUAAGCACAAGGCAUGAAAACAGGCCCAGCAACUAAGUUCACCACACACCAUACCAUGUCACUAACCCAGCUAUAGCUACUAGCAUGGACUGGUACCACAUUAAUGACAAGGACUAAGAUCACUAGCAGCUCUUGGACAACAACUUCAAUUAUGGUCCCAUCCCUGCUCUAUUUUAAUUGACUGGUAAUGCAAUGAAGGUAGGAGAGAUCAGCUACACAUAAAAACUAAGUAAAGAUAAACAAUGUGGGAGAAUGCUUAUAAAAACUUCAACAGAAUAUAGUCAAUGGCCAACCUUGCUGAAUAGUGACACUGAAUUGACAGGGAUAAAUGUUAGUGUCUCAACGGUGAGACUAAAAGAGUAAGAAUAAUGGGUGGAUAAAUCAGAGUUCUACUCUUCUUAGCUCUGCCAUCCAUUUACUGGGUGAGCCUCCUGUUCCCUUGGUUUCUACAAAUUACAAAAAGGGAACAAUGUCAUCCACCCCAAGUAUUUCUCAGUACUCAAUAAAGAUUGAAUAAUGAGCAAUAACCCUCAUGGGAACUCUGAUCAAGUAGAGAAGAGACAAUAUAAAAAUAAAAGCUACUGAUUAUAUCACUACAGAGACAAAUUAGCUAAAGAAAAUGAGGGUAAUUUGAGGGAAAGAGUCCACAUGUAAAUGGAGAAAAGAUGAACACAGCUGUAGCACUUGGGCCUGUGAGAGCUCCAAAUCACUGUAUCUAAAGCAGCCUCAAGGCUGAGGUCAGUCCUCUAAGAUGGGCUGCCCUGACAGAAGCAAAUCUGCCAGAUUUAUUGUGUCUCAUGGCCCACCAGUCCUGGAACAAAAGUUUAAAGGUGAAAUAUGUUUUUCUCUUUCUUUUUAAAAUGCUUUUUUAUGUGAAUCAAAACAAAAACAAAUCUCUGAGCAGAGAUCAUAAGUGGAAUGUAAAACAUCACAUUUGGGCUCGCAAGACUUAAGUGUCUGCCUGUUAAAUUUGAAGAAAAGGAAGGAGUUGCCUGGUCCAGGAGCCUAGAGAGAACAUGAGAAAGUUGCUGGUUUCUUGCUGAAGACAAACACCCAUUCAGUGAGAUAUUGUGGAAGUCCCUUAGUCUUAACUUGUUAGUCUGUUAAUUGGGAAUGGCAGAAGAAGUGAAUUACUCUGUGGAAUUUUGUGAAAAUGAAUCCACUGCUGCUAAAAGGAAAAUUAUCUACUUUUCAAACACUCAUAUUAUUAAAAUAAAUACAUUAUGUUUGAAGUCGCAUAUUAUUCUUGAGGCUUUCAAAUAAAAGUGAGAGUAACUUUGCCAAGUGAUUUGGGGCUCCACUAAUCUCCCCCCAAAUUCUGCCCCAUAAAAUUCUUUUUACAGUUCAAUAAAAUUCAUUAGGCUGAACACAGAUGCAAAGAAUCACAGGCAAAGUUAAGAUUCUCUGGCCAAUUUUCCCCAUCUGGACUUUAAUUAAAUUUGUCUCCAAGUGAAUUCUUCUCUUCACUAAAUGGUUCUCCUUCCAGAAGUGACAAGAACAAGAGGAACAAAACUCUACUUGUCCUUCUUCCAUUCUAAUAACAAGUCAUUCUGAGAACUUUAGGUACCACUCAGCCUAAGGGAUGGUUAUACUCCCCUAGGAAGUGGUUCUUUUUACCUCUCUAUCAUUUGGUCAAGUAUGCACAGAGUUCAACCCAUAUGAGGGAUACAGAGGUAUUAUUCCUUUAAGGAGCUUACAGUUGGCUUAACGGCAAAAGUAAUAUACUAAAACAAAUUAGAAAGCAGUACAAAAUAAUGUAGAAUAUUUAGGUAAUAAAGCUGUAAGGGCUGUGGGGACUUAGAAAAGGAAAAUCAGCCAGGGUUAGACAAGUUAAGAAACAUUCAUGGAAAAGAUGGGAACUGAAAUGUAAAUGGAGAUGACUGAAUGCAGCAUUCCAAAAAAGAUGGCAGACUUAUUCUUCAGAAGUCUAUUAUGAAAGGAGAACCUGAGGUUAAAAGACAAAUAAGGCUUGUGCCAAGAUCAGAGCACCCAAACUGUAAGUUUAAAAACCCAUUAUUUGGCCUUCAGAACAACCUGGACUUAUGCAGAAAGGAAGGCAGCUUAAAGUAACAUCACUUCUUAACCUGAAGCUUAAACGUGAUGAAGCAGUUGGCACAGUGCCAAACCUAUAGCAGCUACUGUUACUCUUCUGGUUAUGCUAGUCUAUCCAUAGGGAUGAUGCUCCUUCAUCAUCUGGUGCUGCUGGGCUGACAUAUAGGGGGCUGUCUCAGGCCAAAGAGGAGGUCCUUUGUAGGAUGCAGUCAUGAAGAAUUCCUGUUCUCAGACACCCAGCUGUGAAGUGGAGUAAAGGAUUAAGCUUGUUGAAGAUCUGUCUCUAGCGUGCCUAACCUUAGCCACUCUGUAAGGAGAGGUUACCCUUUACCUUGAUUUCCCUGCUACAAGGCAGUCCCUCCUGUGAGAAACCCACAAGAACUUUCCUAAAAAUGUCUUACUCAUCUGAAGUAAGAAACAACUUCCUGAGCAGGUAAAGGACCGAAGAGAGCUGGUGACUGCAAAAGGCUUAAAAGCUAGUUUGGAAUCUCCCUGUUUUACCAUGCACCCACAAAAAACAAAUCUGUAAGACAAAUCUUUACAACCUGGGCUAAAUGGCUUAUAUCAGAUCCUAGCCACAAACAAUAAAGAGUCUCUUUUGAAAUUAACAGUCUAAAUACUUUUUGCCUAGGUGUUAAUUUUUCAGUUUAAUUGUACUUUGAAUUUAGUAUAACAUUUUAAGUACUUAUUUGCUUUUACAGCAUACUUACAACUUGUGAACUACAACAGACUCAAAUAAAUCUGAAUCCCAUGGAAUUCCAAUUACGGUUUUCCAUUCUUUUGAACCAUUGAGACUUGAUGAGCCAUAAAAUCUCUUGACAUGUGAAUUUGUAUACAGUGUUAUAUAGGAAAGAAGGGAGGAAAGGACUCUAAAGAUUGUUGGGAGUAUUUAUUUUGUGGAACUGAGAUUUGAGAUUGCCAAAGGCUUUGUAGACCUUAGAGACAAAAUUGCACUGCUCUUCCCAUGUUGCAGCUAAGGUGACAAGCAGAUGAGGUAAGGUCAGAUAGUUAAGUCACUAGCAGAUUUUGGUCCAACAUUUCCUGUCCAUCAGAUAUGUGGCUUUUCAAUUGUUUAAUACCUGGGGUUCUGCUUUCUUUGUUUUUAGCUGUGAAUUAGUAAACUUUAAAAAGCGAUGAAUAGUGAAGCCAGAGCUUUUUUCAAAAACCUUUUUUUCAGCUACUAAAACCUGAGAUAGUUUGCCUUCUCUUAAAAUUCAAAUCACAAGGUAAGAUAUGGUCAGGGCAAAAAUGGAUGGUAUUCAAAUAGCACAUACAUGAGGUAUACUAUAGCCAUUUCUUUAACUGCCACAAACAGAACAUUUCUCACAUAGAUAAACUAAAUGGGUGAAACUCCUGCUCAGGGACAGUAUAAGCAGCAGACCCAGGGCCAAGAGAAGUGGGGUACAGUCAUUGCUCUCACCUCUAGCAGAUAUGCUGUUGACCACUGUCAUAUUUUGAUGGAAUUACUCCUUGCUAUGCAAGCUUAAUAUCCUCUAGAACAUGUUCAUCUUAAAAGAACCCAACUUACAGGAAAGGAAGUAUGAUCAGACUGUUUAUGCAUUUUCUGUCUUCUCAGUAUUCAGAAGUUGCUGAAAAGGAAAACAUAACCCAAAUGCUCUGGACUUACAGUCAAGGGAAAAUUAAACAAGGCUCAGAUAACCAAAAUAAUUUUAAUUUGUACAAAGCAUGCAAGAGGACAAGCAAAACACAGACCACAAGAAAAAUGGUCAUUCAUGUUCCAGCAGAUUACAGAAUAAAACUUUUCCACCUGUCUGUAAUUAGAGAUGGCAUAUGGCCCAAACUCUCACUUUGCAAAAAUCAUGGAAAAGAUAUAAACCAAUCAUCCUCAGGAACUAGGAAGAGUGGGUAAAGGUAGAAGUAGGAUGCUCACUGUGGCUCAUGAUUUAAUUGUUUACUCAGCAGGAAGCCAAGCCACACAUUAACCCUCAUCCUCUAACUGCCUGAACCUCUAAGUACUCUUAAAUGUAUUAAAUUUCCCUAUUUUCCUUGCUCCUUGUUUACUGAUUUAUGACAGCUAAAAUCGAGGACCCAAAAAAGUCCUCUAAGGAUCAAAAUGUUUCACAUUUUAUACUCUUCAGGCUGCUAUCCAUCCUGUUUCUAUGGCAAACUGUGACUUCAGUAGUCACAGUAAAACAUAGGCAUCUGUUGUUGUGGUUUCUAAAUUUCUGAAGUUUGAAUUUCCCACUAACAAGUUAGGAAACGUUUGGUUUCCCAAGCAUACCACUUUAGCCACUGCCUCUGUGUAGGCAGCCAGACUACAAGGAGGUGAAAACCAGUGAACUUAUCCAUUCUGGUACGUGACUGGCCCCUGCUUUGGCUUUUUAUUAAAUGUGGUGAACUGAACAACAAUUAAGGUAAGAAAGCCACAUAAAAAAGGAAAGCCUUUAAAAAAAAAAACACAGGCUUAAAAAAAGUUUUAACUUUUUGCUCAGAAUAAGUUCUGGAAAAGGAUACAUGCUUUCUACAAAGGAGAGAAUAAAGGAGAGAAUAAAGGAAAGAAAAGCAGCCCAACGAAGAGUAGAGGUUAAGAGAAGGAAUCAUAUUAAAUCCUCCAAAAUGCCCACGUGCAAUAUCUAAGUGAAAAUAACCUGUGACCUGGGAAGAGAAAAAAGGGACUAAUGGAGGUUAAAAACAAAAUUUAACAGCUACAUUGGAAUGAUUUUCUAAAGAACCAUUCCUGGAUUCUUUAAUCUGCUAAAAUACAAAAGGAUCAUUGAAAUAUAAAUGGAUUGUGAGCAAUAAAAAAACAUAUAAAUAUUCUUAAUAAGAUAAAAUACAUACACACAUAUUUCUAAGGAUAUAUAUAUAUAUAUUUAUUAUUAUGCCCUUGAAGUCUGUCAGAGAAAUGGCUGCCUGUUAAAAAUAUUUUCCAAGAACUUUAGGUUCCUUGAAAUGUUCUAUGGAAAUGGUAUUUAUGACAAACCCACCACCUCUGGGGAACAUGAGAUGUUAUUACUGGCAAAGUCACAAUUUUUUAAACCAUCCAAAAAUAAUUAUGAAUUUAUGCCAAAUGACGAAACUUGCUAUAUUAUUAUAAUGACUAAGAGAAUAUUUGCUAAUGUCUCAAGAUCAAGGCUCAAAGUAGCCAUGAACCUAUAGGAAAUACUGUGACACAACACUGAAUUGCUAGUGGUGGUGAUUUGGGAUCUUUGACAGGCAGAAUAUUACAGCACACAAAUUCACUGGAGAGGAUGGCUCAUGAGAUAUAAUAUAUGAGAUAGGAAGUGUGGAUGUAUGUAAUGGGGUGAGAAACAGGAUUUGGAGUAAAAACUACACUGGCAUUCUGGCUCUGCCAAUUACUCACCAGGACCUGUGGCAAAUUAACUUUUUUGAGCCUCAGUUCUUAUUUGUAAAAUAAGAAGACGGUAAUACCUGCCUCCUAUGACUGUUUGCAGGACUAACACGGUACAUGGCAUAUAAAAAUUGUUCAACUAGCUGUUAUUCCUAGACUAUAGAGAGGAGGGCCUACUAUAUGUCUAUUGCUUAGUUAUACCCAUGCUUUCAAAUAUGGUACCUAUUUCAAAAAUAGAAGAGGUAUUUGUUCAAAUAUUUAUUGAAUACCAAUUAAGUACCAGGUACUGUUCCCUACCAGAAAUAUAGUAUUAAACAAAAUAGACCAAUGAUUGACUAAUCAUUGAAUGAGAUGCGUGUGUGCGCACAUACACACACACCAUUACCUGCAUGUAGUUUACAUUCUAGUAGGAGAGACAGUAAUCAAUAAAUACAUAAAAUAUAGUAUGCCAGAUGGUACUAAUGAGGUGAGGGGGAAUCCAGUGGUUCCUGGGGAGACAGCGAGCACAAAAGCACACCAUGCCGUGUUCUGUUUGAGGAAUAGCAAAGAAGCUGGUGAGUGGGCAGAGGAGCAGAGUGAGCAAAGAGGAGAACAGUAGAAGGGGUCAGGGAGCCAAGUGGGUGGAGCAGAAAGCAUGGGAAUGAACAAAUGAACACCAAAAACAUGGUAUGGGAUAAGAGGAAACUCUUCUGAGGUCAACAUUUUUUGUCUGGGGUUUCCGGCAUGUAGCCUGGUUGUUAGGUAGAAAGAACACAGACUUCGCAGCCAGUGAAUUUUUAUUCUGGUCUGUUACCUGUACUGUUUGGAAAAUUAUUUAACCUCUGUAAAUUUUAGUUUUUUGGUUUCUCCUCCAUCUGCAAAAUGAGAAUAAUAAUACUUAGCUCAUACAGUUGCUAUAAGUAUUAAGUGAGAUCUAGUGGCACAGAGUAGACCUUCAAUAUGCUUGUUUCCUUCUCUUUAUAAGCCAAGUCUCACACUCUAGUACCAGUUCCAGGGCCACCAUAAUGAUGGCCUUGCAUAGUAUUAAUCUGCCUGGGCCUCAGUUUUUCAACUAAGAAAAUAAAUGCAUGUGCUCUACACAGACAUUAUAAAGAUAGAUAUACAACACUCAAGCUGUUGUUAUAAGUCAAAUAAUCUUACUGUUACAAUCUAUCUUAAUAAUUUCAAAACAGCAAAAGUAUAUGUCUUCCAUACCUCCUACAUAUUAAUUCCAUUAAAAAUAGAUCCUACAAAGUUUAAUUUCUUUAGCAUGAAGUUGUAAAGAUGUAUUUAGCAACCAUGUUUAUUUUUAUUCCCUUUUCCUGCUCCUGCUUAAGAACACUGAUCCAAUGGAAAGAUCUCCAAGAAAUGUUUGGCUGCAAAAAACAAGAUGCUGAGGAACAGUGUUUAUUAAAGAAGCUAAUUGAUCAAGAAAUCAAGUCUCAGGAGGAGAAGGAGCAAGAAAAGGAGAAAAGGGUCACCACCCUGAAAGAGGAGCUGACCAAGCUGAAGUCUUUUGCUUUGAUGGUGGUGGAUGAACAGCAAAGGCUGACGGCACAGCUCACCCUUCAAAGACAGAAAAUCCAAGAGCUGACCACAAAUGCAAAGGAAACACAUACCAAACUAGCCCUUGCUGAAGCCAGAGUUCAGGAGGAAGAGCAGAAGGCAACCAGACUAGAGAAGGAACUGCAAACGCAGACCACAAAGUUUCACCAAGACCAAGACACAAUUAUGGCGAAGCUCACCAAUGAGGACAGUCAAAAUCGCCAGCUUCAACAAAAGCUGGCAGCACUCAGCCGGCAGAUUGAUGAGUUAGAAGAGACAAACAGGUCUUUACGAAAAGCAGAAGAGGAGCUGCAAGAUAUAAAAGAAAAAAUCAGUAAGGGAGAAUAUGGAAACGCUGGUAUCAUGGCUGAAGUGGAAGAGCUCAGGAAACGUGUGCUAGAUAUGGAAGGGAAAGAUGAAGAGCUCAUAAAAAUGGAGGAGCAGUGCAGAGAUCUCAAUAAGAGGCUUGAAAGGGAGACGUUACAGAGUAAAGACUUUAAACUAGAGGUUGAAAAACUCAGUAAAAGAAUUAUGGCUCUGGAAAAGUUAGAAGACGCUUUCAACAAAAGCAAACAAGAAUGCUACUCUCUGAAAUGCAAUUUAGAAAAAGAAAGGAUGACCACAAAGCAGUUGUCUCAAGAACUGGAGAGUUUAAAAGUAAGGAUCAAAGAGCUAGAAGCCAUUGAAAGUCGGCUAGAAAAGACAGAAUUCACUCUAAAAGAGGAUUUAACUAAACUGAAAACAUUAACUGUGAUGUUUGUAGAUGAACGGAAAACAAUGAGUGAAAAAUUAAAGAAAACUGAAGAUAAAUUACAAGCUGCUUCUUCUCAGCUUCAAGUGGAGCAAAAUAAAGUAACAACAGUUACUGAGAAGUUAAUUGAGGAAACUAAAAGGGCGCUCAAGUCCAAAACCGAUGUAGAAGAAAAGAUGUACAGCGUAACCAAGGAGAGAGAUGAUUUAAAAAACAAAUUGAAAGCGGAAGAAGAGAAAGGAAAUGAUCUCCUGUCAAGAGUUAAUAUGUUGAAAAAUAGGCUUCAAUCAUUGGAAGCAAUUGAGAAAGAUUUCCUAAAAAACAAAUUAAAUCAAGACUCUGGGAAAUCCACAACAGCAUUACACCAAGAAAACAAUAAGAUUAAGGAGCUCUCUCAAGAAGUGGAAAGACUGAAACUGAAGCUAAAGGACAUGAAAGCCAUUGAGGAUGACCUCAUGAAAACAGAAGAUGAAUAUGAGACUCUAGAACGAAGGUAUGCUAAUGAACGAGACAAAGCUCAAUUUUUAUCUAAAGAGCUAGAACAUGUUAAAAUGGAACUUGCUAAGUACAAGUUAGCAGAAAAGACAGAGACCAGCCAUGAACAAUGGCUUUUCAAAAGGCUUCAAGAAGAAGAAGCUAAGUCAGGGCACCUCUCAAGAGAAGUGGAUGCAUUAAAAGAGAAAAUUCAUGAAUACAUGGCAACUGAAGACCUAAUAUGUCACCUCCAGGGAGAUCACUCAGUCCUGCAAAAAAAACUAAAUCAACAAGAAAACAGGAACAGAGAUUUAGGAAGAGAGAUUGAAAACCUCACUAAGGAGUUAGAGAGGUACCGGCAUUUCAGUAAGAGCCUCAGGCCUAGUCUCAAUGGAAGAAGAAUUUCCGAUCCUCAAGUAUUUUCUAAAGAAGUUCAGACAGAAGCAGUAGACAAUGAACCACCUGAUUACAAGAGCCUCAUUCCUCUGGAACGUGCAGUCAUCAAUGGUCAGUUAUAUGAGGAGAGUGAGAAUCAAGACGAGGACCCUAAUGAUGAGGGAUCUGUGCUGUCCUUCAAAUGCAGCCAGUCUACUCCAUGUCCUGUUAACAGAAAGCUAUGGAUUCCCUGGAUGAAAUCCAAGGAGGGCCAUCUUCAGAAUGGAAAAAUGCAAACUAAACCCAAUGCCAACUUUGUGCAACCUGGAGAUCUAGUCCUAAGCCACACACCUGGGCAGCCACUUCAUAUAAAGGUUACUCCAGACCAUGUACAAAACACAGCCACUCUUGAAAUCACAAGUCCAACCACAGAGAGUCCUCACUCUUACACGAGUACUGCAGUGAUACCGAACUGUGGCACGCCAAAGCAAAGGAUAACCAUCCUCCAAAACGCCUCCAUAACACCAGUAAAGUCCAAAACCUCUACCGAAGACCUCAUGAAUUUAGAACAAGGCAUGUCCCCAAUUACCAUGGCAACCUUUGCCAGAGCACAGACCCCAGAGUCUUGUGGUUCUCUAACUCCAGAAAGGACAAUGUCCCCUAUUCAGGUUUUGGCUGUGACUGGUUCAGCUAGCUCUCCUGAGCAGGGACGCUCCCCAGAACCAACAGAAAUCAGUGCCAAGCAUGCGAUAUUCAGAGUCUCCCCAGACCGGCAGUCAUCAUGGCAGUUUCAGCGUUCAAACAGCAAUAGCUCAAGUGUGAUAACUACUGAGGAUAAUAAAAUCCACAUUCACUUAGGAAGUCCUUACAUGCAAGCUGUAGCCAGCCCUGUGAGACCUGCCAGCCCUUCAGCACCACUGCAGGAUAACCGAACUCAAGGCUUAAUUAACGGGGCACUAAACAAAACAACCAAUAAAGUCACCAGCAGUAUUACUAUCACACCAACAGCCACACCUCUUCCUCGACAAUCACAAAUUACAGUAAGUAAUAUAUAUAACUGACCACGCUCACCCUCAUCCAGUCCAUACUGAUAUUUUUGCAAGGAACUCAAUCCUUUUUUAAUCAUCCCUCCAUAUCCCCCAAGACUGACUGAACUCGUACUUUGGGAAGGUUUGUGCAUGAACUAUACAAGAGUAUCUGAAACUAACUGUUGCCUGCAUAGUCAUAUCGAGUGUGCACUUACUGUAUAUCUUUUCAUUUACAUACUUGUAUGGAAAAUAUUUAGUCUGCACUUGUAUAAAUACAUCUUUAUGUAUUUCAUUUUCCAUAACUCACUUUAAUUUGACUGCAACUUGUCUUGGUGAAAUACUUUAACAUUAUAAAACAGUAAAUAAUUUGUUAUUUUUACCAUUGCUUGCUGAAUUUUCUUUUGGUCAUUCUGUGUUAUAUUUCUGCAUGUACAAUAGAAUUUUGUCUUUUGCUUAUAGUCUCUAUUAAUUCUUCCUUAAAAACAAACAGGACCUAUGUCCCAUUUAUGGUCAACUUCUAAUCACAUAUUAGAGGAGAGAAAAGUGGUUCAAAUAAAUAAAAAUUACAUCUCUUUGAUUUCAAA
Molecule: messenger RNA, 14048 nt
Organism: Homo sapiens (human)
Lineage: Eukaryota; Metazoa; Chordata; Mammalia; Primates; Hominidae
Gene: FILIP1L
Product: filamin A interacting protein 1 like
Exons: 3
Coding region: 10576-13497 (973 amino acids)
Cellular component (GO): nucleus; membrane; cytoplasm
Source: RefSeq, a predicted model, not a curated record